GGGUCGCCAGCUAGCGUCGAACUCGCGUUGUUAUUAUUAUUGUUAUUAUUAUCUGUUCCCUGUUUCGAGCGUUGAAUUGGGUGAGCGAGCGAAGCAUCUCCCGCCGGCAGUCUCCCAAAUUUUAGCAAACGCACCAGUAUCAAUUCGCGGAAAGGCCAAGCCCAGCGGGAGAGGACGAAACGCUCCUGCAGCAGCAGCGGGAGCAGGAGGAGGAGGCGAUCAAGAGAGGAGGAGGCGACUUCGCUUGGAACCACGAACGAAGGGCUACGAUGUUGAGGGAUGAGAGCGCAACAUUUACUGUGGAUGAUGCCUUGCUGUCAAUGAGGUCUGGGAAAUUCCAAGCCCUCGUGCUUGCUUAUGCAGGGAUGGGUUCGGUUUCAGAAGCGAUGGAAAUGAUGCUUCUUUCGUUUGUGGGGCCUUCUGUUCGCAUGGAGUGGAAGCUUUCCUCUUAUGAGGACAGCAUGAUCACAAGUGCUGUCUUUGUUGGCAUGCUAUUAGGAGCAUAUUCUUGGGGCGUAGUUUCAGAUAAAUAUGGAAGGAGGAUGGGGUUUCUAUUUACAGCAUUAAUCACCAGUGGUGCUGGUUUUCUUAGCGCAUUUUCACCUAAUUAUCUAUGCUUGGUUAGUCUCCGUUUUAUUGUUGGUAUCGGAUUGGGAGGCGGGCCUGUGCUCACUUCUUGGUUUUUGGAGUUUGUUCCUUCUCCAAAUCGAGGUUAUUGGAUGGUUGUUUUUUCAUUCUUCUGGACUAUUGGCACAAUCUUGGAGGCUUCUCUUGCCUGGGUUGUCAUGCCAUCAUCGGGCUGGAGAUGGUUACUAGCUUUCUCCUCCGCACCGUCAUUUCUUUUGCUUCUAUUUUAUGGUUUCGUGCCUGAGUCACCAAGGUAUCUUUGCAUGAAAGGCAGAACAGCUGAUGCAAUGGUUGUUUUGGAGAGUGUGGCUGAGAUAAAUAGGGCAACCCUCCCUCCUGGCCUGCUUGCUUCUAAUCACAAAACAGAACUUGAUGAAAAUAUUUAUCCUUCUGAAGAAUCACCUUUAAUCACAUGUCGGAAGUCUGAAACAGCGACUGAUGAAGAUAUAGGAUCUAAUAUAGGAGCAAUCAGUGCAUUAUAUAAGCUUUUAUCACCAAAAUUGAUCAGAUCAACUCUUCUUAUUUGGAUGGUUUUCUUUGGAAAUGCCUUUGCGUACUAUGGCAUUGUUUUGCUAACCUCCGAACUCAGCAAUGACCACACAGAUUGCGCAUCAAAGGAGUUGCGCUCAAUCCAAACAAAGGAUGUCAACCUAUAUGAAGAUGUAUUUAUAACUAGCUUUGCUGAGGUUCCUGGGCUUCUCUUGUCAGCUGUAAUUGUGGACAGGGUCGGCCGCAAGCUUUCGAUGGCAGGCUUGCUCUCUAUAAGUUGCAUUUUUCUACUCCCACUGAUAUUUCAUCAGGAAGAAGCACUGACGACAACCCUUCUGUUUGGUGCUCGGGCAUGUAUCAUGGGAAGCUUCACAAUUAUAUACAUAUAUGCUCCAGAGGUUUACCCUACCUCGGUCCGGGUCACUGGUGUUGGAAUUGCGAGUUCGAUGGGAAGGAUUGGUGGGAUCAUUUGCCCGCUCGUGGCUGUUGGUUUGGUUCGUGGCUGUCAUCAGACUGGAGCGAUUCUUUUAUUCGAAUCCGUGAUCUUGGUCUCAGGGGUGGCCACCUUUUUCUUGCCUUUGGAGACCAGCGGCCGUGAAUUAACUGAUUCUGUACGGUAGCUUAGAAUAAAAGAGAGGGGAAUGGGUUUAAUUUCUUCAGAUACCUACUUACCCUAUAAGCCUUCAAUAUCACUUAUGAACCAAGACUAGAUAGUGAUUUGGGGAAAUGCGGAAUGGUAAAUUCCAGCCGCACCAUUCUUUGCUGCUGCUUCCUGGGAGCCGUCCAUUUCAAUUGCGUUGAGGUGGGGCAGUACUUUGACCUAAAUGCUGCUGGAUUUGUCUCUUGGUUAGACCUGUUCAACAUUUCAGCCAGCCAAAGUCAGGUUGUAGGCUCAGUCCAAGAUAUAACUAAUAUUUAUCAGACUCAGGCUUGGCCUGGCCCGGCCCGGAUUUCGGA
This is a messenger RNA of Phoenix dactylifera (date palm), 2073 nucleotides long. It is a transcript of the gene NIAP, whose product is annotated as Major facilitator superfamily protein. Gene Ontology annotation, cellular component: membrane. Gene Ontology annotation, biological process: transmembrane transport. The record is from RefSeq and is a predicted model, not a curated record. Gene Ontology annotation, molecular function: transmembrane transporter activity. Lineage: Eukaryota; Viridiplantae; Streptophyta; Magnoliopsida; Arecales; Arecaceae.